This is a messenger RNA of Symbiodinium sp. CCMP2592, 486 nucleotides long. Lineage: Eukaryota; Dinophyceae; Suessiales; Symbiodiniaceae. The record is from the annotation of a GenBank genome assembly.
AUGGAAGUGGAGGAUGCACUGCACAACUUGGAAAGUGAAAGCAUCGUGAGGCAACCUGGGCACGACUACGUCGUGCGGGGUCGAUUCGAGAUGAAAGUGCUUGACGAAGAGCUGCCUGAACUGAAGUUCGCUGACCAACAGGUGAGCUUUGUGAAGGUGGAUGUGGAAGGCUUCGAGUGCCACGUCUGGAAAGGAGCGAAAAAGCUCCUCAAGCAGAGGCCUCGACUUAUCCAAAGUGAGGUCUGGGGCACCAUGCAGGGCUGCACACCGACGGAAUACUUGAAGCUUUUCCGCGAUGCGGGCUAUCGUGCCAAGAAGGAUGUGCGAUGUCGGGCAGACGCUUCCUGGAGUGGUCCGAAGCGGGCCGCGGCCAUCGAGGACUAUUUCAUGUGCGUCAUCGAGAUGCCCGGAAAGAACGAAAGCUCCGGCGCGGGAGCGAAAAAGCGCACUAUCUGGCCCUCACAGGGGGGGUCGAAAAAGCCUUGA